AAGCCGGGCGGGCGCAGCAGCCGAGGCCGCGCGGUUGCCAAGCGACGGGCCCGGGCAGCGGCGCGGGCCCGGCUGAGGCGCAGGCAGCGGCCCCCGGGAUCCCGCCGGCGCUGAGCCUUCCUGCCCCACCCUGGCUGUGCUCUGCCGCCCCCCACCCCUCCUUCUCCUCCUCCUCUCCCCUCGCUCCGGCCUGCCCUUCCCCCUCAUGCGGCGACAGCGGCCGGAGAGGGGCCCGUGCCGCGGCCGCGCCGAGCCCCGACGCCUCUCACCUCUGCGCCGCCAGAUCCCGCAGGGAGCCGCGGGCGGUCUCUGCAGCGACAACAGCGGGUUUCUCACACAGAAACUGCUUCUGGAUGAGACUUCUGAUUAAAGGAACAUUUGGUUUACUCUAUCAAAGUAUUUUUGGUUUCUCUGUUCAUCGAAAUGACAGUGUUGAAACUUCCCAUUAACAUGUUGAGACUGACAUUGCUUAGUAAGGAACUUCAUGGUGGUGAUGUUUAUGCCAGAACAUAGUAAGCAAGGCAAAUUAACUCUAGCCUCUUGUAAACUUUUAAUUGACCAACACAAUGCAAUUGAGUAUGAAUUCCAGGCGGCUUUGGAGAUGAAAGAGGACUGAGCUCUCUGGCUGGAAGCUGAACGUGAUGACGGCCUGGUCUAUGGUAGGAAAGUUAAAAAUGGAGAAGAGGAACUCCAGAGAAGACAGAAAUGUGGAACAAGAUGCUGGGGAAUGCAGUGCUGAAUCUGAGGAAUGGACGAGCUCAGAAAGUGAACCUGAGCAACCAUACUUCAGAACCAGCUGUAGCCACACUCAGUGGAGAGAAAAGGAGGUUUCCACCAAACCACAUCGGCCGCUCUGUCGGUCCCCUUGUUUGGAUCGCCCAAGUUUUUCACAGAGCAGUAUCACACAAGACUUGAAGCUAGAUGAAUGCAAAGCAAAUUUGGACAAAGAAUACCAAGCUAAAAUGGAUUUUGCUUUAAAGCUUGGAUAUGCGGGAGAUCAGAUCCAGGCUGUACUGAAUAAACUGGGAGCAGAUGCCCUCAUCAAUGAUGUUUUGGCAGAGCUGGUGAGACUUGGUAACAAGAGUGAACCCGAGGGACAGAGCAGUGCCAGCAGUACCAUUAGCACUCUGGUGCCAAGAGGCCCUUGCACAAAGGAAAUAGCAAGCCCUGAAUUGUCACUUGAAGAUGAAGUUGUGGAUAACAGUGAUAACUUGAGGCCAAUUGUCAUUGAUGGAAGCAAUGUGGCUAUGAGCCAUGGGAAUAAAGAAGGAUUUUCCUGCCGGGGAAUUCAGCUAGCUGUUGAUUGGUUUCUGGAAAAAGGACACAAAGAUAUCACUGUGUUUGUGCCUGCAUGGAGAAAAGAACAGUCUCGACCUGAUGCACCAAUUACAGAUCAAGAAAUCUUACGUAAAUUGGAGAAAGAAAAAAUCCUUGUUUUCACUCCAUCUCGAAGAGUUCAGGGAAGGAGAGUGGUUUGCUAUGAUGAUCGGUUCAUAGUAAAACUUGCCUUUGACUCAGAUGGCAUCAUCGUAUCAAAUGACAACUACCGGGAUCUUCAAAAUGAAAAACCAGAAUGGAAGAAGUUCAUCGAGGAGCGGCUGCUCAUGUAUUCUUUUGUGAAUGACAAGUUUAUGCCUCCUGAUGAUCCUUUAGGACGCCAUGGUCCAAGCCUUGAAAAUUUCUUAAGGAAAAGGCCAGUUAUUCCUGAGCAUAAGAAACAACCAUGUCCUUAUGGUAAAAAGUGCACCUAUGGGCACAAAUGUAAAUAUUACCACCCAGAACGGGCAAACCAGCCUCAAAGGUCAGUAGCGGAUGAGCUUCGAAUAAGUGCCAAAUUAUCUGCUGUGAAAACUAUGAGUGAGGGAGCCUUGGCCAAAUGUGGCACAGGGCCAUCCAGCUCCAAAGGUGAAAUCAGUUCUGAAGUGAAGCGCAUUGCCCCAAAACGUCAGUCAGAUCCAAGCAUUAGAUCAGUAGCUGUGGAGCCUGAGGAAAAGUUCUCAGUAGCCCGGAAGUUCGAGGCCAGCUCUGUCCCGUCGCUGGUUACUGCGUUAAGUGUUCCAACACUCCCUCCUCCAAAAAGCCAUGCAGCUGGGGCAUUAAAUACUCGUUCUGCAAGCAGCCCGGUGCCAGGUUCCUCACAGUUCAUGCAUCAGAAAUCUUCACUGGAGCAUAUGUCCAGUGUGCAAUAUCCUCCUAUACUAGUCACCAAUAGCCAUGGCACCUCAGUUAGCUAUACUGAGCAGUAUCCCAAAUACGAGUCCUUGGGGGACCAUGGCUAUUACUCCUUACUCAGUGAUUUCUCCAACUUGAGCAUAAGUAGUAUCCGUAACACAGAUUAUUACGGGGCUGAUGUGGACCAGGGCAUAUAUUCUAGAAACUCAAGCCCCUGUCCUGACAAUUGCUUAAGCCAUACAAGUAAUGAUUCUUAUUCCUCUUACAAUGACUUGUACCUGGGUGUAGCAGAUGCCAGUCCAGAAGACAAUGUGAAGAUCCACAGACUGCCACCGCAAAAUCGUCUGCAGCCUUUUUCCCAUGGGUACCAUGAAGCCUUAAGUAGAGUUCAGAGUUACGGAGCUGAGGAGCCUAAGCAAGCCCUUCGCAAACAGUCAGUUUCCCACUUAGGCCUACAUGCUCAGCAUCCAGUUGUUGGAGCACGGUCCAGUUGUCCAGCAGAAUACCCUGUGCCUCAAAAUGUUCACCCAUCAACUUCCCAGCCAAGCCGUGCCUUGGUGAUGACAAGAAUGGACAGUAUUUCUGACUCACGGCUUUAUGAAAGUAACCCUGGGAGGCAGAGGAGGCCACCCCUGUGCCGGGAGCAGCAUGCCAGCUGGGACCCAUUGCCUUGUGCAUCAGACUCUUACACUUACCACUCGUAUCCGCUGAGUAACAAUCUCAUGCAGCCGUGUUACGAACCUGUAAUGGUAAGAAGCAUGCCUGAGAAGAUGGAGCAGCUCUGGAGGAACCCCUGGAUCGGGAUAUGUGGUGAGCCACAGGAACCACGUAUCAUCCCAGAACAUCAGUAUCAAACAUACAAGAACCUUUGCAAUAUUUUCCCUCCUAGCAUUGUUCUUUCAGUGAUGGAAAAGAAUCCCCACAUGACAGAUGCACAACAGCUGGCAGCUAUGAUUGUUGCCAAAUUAAGAACAGGGCGUUGAAGCUUUGUAGCCUCUUUUGGAUAAGGGAAACUGGACAGCAUACAGGGCCUGGGGGAGAGCUGAAAUGAAGAAGGAGGGAUCUGUUGUAAAUAUUUUCUACUAAGAUGGUAUAAAAUUCUGUACACAGUAGCAAUUAAUAUACUUAAUAUACUUAUAUUCGCUAUAGAAGAAUUGACUGUAUUGUAAAUUUUAAGAUUUUAAAUAUAGGGAUUUUUAAUAGCAUUUUAUAGGAAAUGCAUACCUUGCUGCAUGGAUAGCUCAUUAAGAAUUACAAUGUCACAUCCAGUGUCUCAAAGCUGUUACUACAAAAUUAUUGUUAGCAAUUAUAUUGCAUGUAUCAGUGUACACUUUCAAUUUGCUUAUAAAUACCGAAUGGGCCUAUUAACAAUUUGCUCUGUACAUACCCAGCUGAGUCCUGGGAUUUCAGCUUUGCCAUUGACACUGCCUGCUGCCAUAUCAAAUAUUGAGGAAAAAGUAAACUUGACAAAAAAUGAAAAUGCUCAAUUUGUAAAAGGAGAAGCUGACUUCAGCUUUUGAAUGUCAAUAUUGUUGUUGGGACUUAAAUUUCAAAACUGUUCCCAAGAGUUUGAGUAUCUAUUAUGUUGUCCAAUCCAUUGGCUCAAGCCAUCAGAAGGGAAACACUAUUAAAUUAGGACCAAAACUCAAUAAACUACAGGGAGCUUAACUGUAGCUUCUCUCUUCAGAAUCACCUCUGCACUGUGCAGGAAUCACCUGCUGGCCCAGAUGACUAGACAAGCUGAAAGUAAAUUGUCAGGUUUGUGUAAAUGGGAUUACUCGACCUGAAGCAGCAGAAACUGGAUGUUAACAUGAAGUUCAUCAGUAACCACGGCCCUUCCUCGUCAGGGAGGAUGGUGUCUGAGUGAGCCUGACAUCCUGAGGGCUGUACAAGAGCAACUGGAGGAGGGGAUGGAGGCUGCUUCUUGAAAAGAGGUGUUGCAGUUUGGGGGUGUGGCAAAGCUAGCCUGGUUCUGGCUGUUCAGAUCCAGCAAAGGUGUGCAUUUGCCUCAGGAAGGCUUUCAGAGGUCCUGUUUCAACAGGUGACUUAACUUACUGUGCCAUUGUUUGCACAACUGGGACCUUGCUCUCGGUGGGAACCUUUGUAGCUAAAUGUCUCCAAAAGAGGCGUUUGUUGUUUUUUAAGCUGCACUGACUGGACGCCCUUUUUUGAAUCCAUUGUAUAUUUCAGCAUUUCGAACCAUUACUAACUCGAUAUGUCUCGAGCUAGGACUUGUUGACUUCUACUGUAGUUUUUUUUCAUGAAAGUCGAGAAGGCCUGGUUUCUGGCCUUUUGUUUCUUCAUGAGAAGGUGUGACACUGCCUAAAUGUUUCUUACUGUGAAACACACUGAACGUGAGGCUGCAGUCAGGGUUGUUUCUGGUGUUUUGAUAAUGGCUUGCAUGCUGCUUUCCAGUUAUCUGUUUGAGGAACAAAGCUGUAUAAUUUCCUCCACUUGUGUUACUGUAAUGGUUGGUUUGAUUCAAAAUACCUUGGGAGCUCUUUAUCAUGUGCAAAAUAUGUUCCUGUUACAUCAAAAAAACAAGCCAAACCCAAACCAACAACAAACCACAAUUACAGGUGCAACUACAGUUCAUUUACACAGGAUAAAUAUUCGUGUGUUGGUACAGGUAACAUACAUAAUGACCAUGUCAGUAUGGAUUUGAAAUAAGUUAUCUUGAAGGUGAUUCAGUAUUUACACUUGGUGUUUAAAAUUAGCUUAAGGUUUAGUGAGUUGGUUAUUGUCUCUGUUAAUGGAGAAAAAAAAUCUCCAGGCAUUUAUAAUAAUUGGGGAAAACAGGUUUACCUCUUGACUAGUUUUCAAAAAUAUUUUUCACUAAUCAUUUUGUAUUUUUAAUUUGCAAUUAAUUCUUAUUCUCUUCUCUUGCAUGGUAUAAGCAGCUGAGAGCAAUGCCUCAAAUAACCAGAAAUGACCUUUUGUUUGUUGAUACAAAUUGUAUCUCUUUUUUCUUGAUUGUAUAAAAACUGUGUAUAAAAAGAUAUAAUUCUCUAGAUUAACUUCAGUAUUACAUUUUCACCACAACGUUUGUGACACCAUGUGUCACAGGGAAGUAGCCCAUGAGUAAUUAUUUAAACUUAUUUAAAAUGGGCACUUGUUAAUAGACAAACAAGGACAACUUUUCAGAACCAGUUUAUUAUGUACACAGAUACUGUGUGUACACCUCAAAGCAUUAUUACAUAGUUCUCUUUAGUCUAUUUAUUAAGCAGAUACAUUCUUGCACUAAACUUUAUGUAAAAAUGUUGCUGUUAACUCAUCUGCAUGUGUUUAAAUGUACCAAUAUAAUUGGACCCUGCUUUACUCUUAACGGGUUAAUUUAUAAAUUAUAAAUUAUUUAGGUAUCAAAUGAAGUUUAUUGUGCACUCACGUUUUCCAUCUUGCAUGGAAUUAAAUAUUUGUAUGUAGAAAAAUGUUUGUUCCCUUUUUCUCGAAUUACCAAUAUAAGCUAUUUUAAGGAGAGGUUAGGAGGUAUUUUUUAUGUUUUCCAAUGUGGAAAACUAAGCAGAAGUUUCUGUUGGAAGUGUUGGGUGGUUUAGGGAGAUACUAGUUUUUGCAGGAUUUGUCUGGUCAUUUUAAUUUUCACUAACUUUUGUCUUAUGGAUAGAAUAAUUACUUUUUAACAAUGGGAAUGCUGUGCCAAUCCCAACCCAGCAUACUAUUUCCCUAAGGCACUUGGAAGGCAAAUUGUCCUUUUCUAAGAAGCUGUUAGCACCUUAGAUGGGUGGUUAGACAGUGUAGCCUUGUGGAAAUAAUCUGCAAAUUUUGUGCUUGUUUAGUCCUCAGAAGUAAUGAAACUUUUGUAUGUGAUGUUGUCUUCCCUCAUCAACUACUUUAAGUGGUAAUUCAAUCAUCCACAUCUGUUUUCAGAUACAUUUACAAGCCUGACACGUUCAUUCAUCUUCAGAGCAUAAGCUUAGAUUUCUUCUUACCUGGAAGAGUUGAUCUUAACACCUGAUCAAAACUGUCUAUAUUGUAAAUACAAGACUUUGUAUAAAUGCUCUUUUUUGAGAGCAUGGUAUUUAAAUGUUUUUAAAACUGUGAAAGAACAGUCCUAGAAACUAUAUUUUAAUAAAAUCCAUGGAUUAGAAUUCUAGGUCAGAAAAAAAAAUAAAGUGGGGAGGCCUGGCCUUCUGCAAAUAGCAAGAGCUGAGGAGUGGACUUCAGUGCUUUACUGGGGCCAGAGCGUUCUCUGGGAAUUCUGGUUUACUGAUCUUUCAUCUUUAGCUACAUAACUUUCACAUAAUUUGUAACUUGAAAGUGUGUAACCUCCAAUUCAUGAAUCAAAAAUCUAACACUUUGUAGGACAUCAGUGGCAAUUAUUGUUUUUUGUAAGAAUUACAUGUCAGUGAUCUAUUCAAUUGUACUUAGAUGAUUUCAUUACUUAGUUCUGUUGUUGUAUUGAGCUGUAGUAGUUGGCUUUAUUUAUUUGUAGAAUUAAACAUUACUGUUUAAUUGUCGUAAAAUUUUGUAAAUCUCUUUGGGUUUUUUUGGUUGACCCAAAUAUAAUGUAAGUCUUGAAGACAACAUGAGUGACUAUGGCUGUGAAACCAGUGUGGCAUUUCUAAGUCUCUGUAGUAAUGAGUGUGAACUGCUGUAGUUGCUGCUGCCCUCGCACCAGUCUUCUGUAAAAGUGCUUGGACUGUGAACAGAAACACAGAAGGUGUGGCUGCUUAGAAAAAGCAGGAAGAUCCUAAUUAAAAAAACAACAACAACCACACACAAAAAACCCCCAAACAAAUAAUUAAAAAAACAACCCACAAACACACAAAGAAAAGCACCAAAAUGUAUCUAGGAGAGUUCCUCCCUACAUGCUUUUAAUGCCAGUUUGCCUCAAAUAAUUCUGGCAUUUUGAAAUUCUUAAUAAUAAAGUCAGAGCAUGCAAAGGGUCUGCUCCAAUAGUUCAGCUAAAAAAUCCUAGGUGACCUCUGCAUGUUUAGCUGUGAUGGACACCAGACCCCAGGCAGGAACCUUUCAAGGAACAAUGUUUGACCACAGUAAUUUUUAGAACCCCAUGCUACAGAGAAGGAACAUGCGUUGAUGAUGUAGGACUUUUCUCCACAGAGCUGAAAUGCUAUUUUAUCUUCACUUGCCCAAAGUUUACCUGAGGCAUGAGUACUACAGGACUCAGAGCAGUCAAAUGAUUAUUUCUGUUAAAUCUAGGGUGAGAGUUCAGCUUUUAUACUUCUCUUAUGCACCCAGAGCUUGUCUGUAUGACAGAGUCAUUAACUAUUUCCUGCUGUAUUUCAACUGAAAAAAUAUAAGUGCACUGUCCCUUAAAUUAUUCUCAUUACCAGUGAUCACUGCCUUUGGAGAGCUGUUACACAGGAUCUAUGGUAUUUAAAGCUUGCAAAUGUAUUUUUUAAAAUUGAGAGAAGAAUCUAAGAGAAGGCUGACCUGUGUGUGUCUGUGUCCCCCCCCGCCCCAGUGUAAAAGGUUUGCACAAUUAUUUAAUAAUAUUAAACUUCUUAUACUUUAUAUAUAUAUAGAGAGAGAGAGAGAGAGAUGCUUAUUUAAUAAAACUGAGAGCCAUUGGA
Molecule: messenger RNA, 7724 nt
Organism: Apus apus (common swift)
Lineage: Eukaryota; Metazoa; Chordata; Aves; Apodiformes; Apodidae
Gene: ZC3H12B
Product: zinc finger CCCH-type containing 12B
Exons: 7
Coding region: 642-3155 (837 amino acids)
Cellular component (GO): cytoplasmic ribonucleoprotein granule; nucleus
Molecular function (GO): RNA endonuclease activity; mRNA binding; metal ion binding
Source: RefSeq, a predicted model, not a curated record